Molecule: messenger RNA, 3769 nt
Organism: Myotis brandtii (Brandt's bat)
Lineage: Eukaryota; Metazoa; Chordata; Mammalia; Chiroptera; Vespertilionidae
Gene: ITGA7
Product: integrin, alpha 7
Exons: 25
Coding region: 1-3324 (1107 amino acids)
Biological process (GO): cell-cell adhesion; integrin-mediated signaling pathway; cell-matrix adhesion
Cellular component (GO): integrin complex; external side of plasma membrane
Molecular function (GO): integrin binding
Source: RefSeq, a predicted model, not a curated record
AUGAUGAUUACAUGGCCAAGGUUUGGGCCAGGGCAGCUCUGUGGAGGGGGAGCAUUCUGGCUGCUCACUCCUGCCCCUGCCCCGUGGCACAGGCUGCUGGUGGGCGCUCCCCAGGCCCUGGCUCUGCCUGGGCAGCAGGCGAACCGCACUGGAGGCCUCUUCGCUUGCCCCUUGAGCCUGGAGGAGACUGACUGCUACAGAGUGGACAUUGACCAGGGAGCUGAUGUGCAGAAGGAGAGCAAGGAGAACCAGUGGUUGGGAGUUAGUGUUCGGAGCCAGGGUCCUGGGGGCAAGAUUGUUACCUGUGCGCACAGAUAUGAGGCCAGGCAGCGAGUGGACCAAAUCCUGGAGACGAGGGACGUGAUCGGUCGCUGCUUUGUGCUAAGCCAGGACCUGGCCAUCCGGGAUGAGUUGGAUGGUGGCGAGUGGAAGUUCUGUGAGGGGCGCCCCCAGGGCCACGAUCAAUUUGGGUUCUGCCAGCAGGGCGCGGCCGCUGCCUUCUCCCCUGACAGCCACUACCUCCUCUUUGGGGCCCCAGGAACCUAUAACUGGAAGGGCACUGCCAGGGUGGAGCUCUGUGCGCAGGGCUCAGCGGACCUGGCCCACCUGGACGACGGGCCCUACGAGGCGGGGGGUGAGAAGGAGCAGGACCCCCGCCUCAUCCCGGUCCCUGCCAACAGCUACUUUGGUUUCUCCAUCGAUUCGGGGAAGAGUCUGGUGCGUGCCGAGGAACUGAGCUUCGUGGCAGGGGCCCCCCGGGCAAACCACAAGGGGGCUGUGGUCAUUCUGCGCAAAGACAGUGCCAGUCGCCUGGUGCCCGAAGUUAUGCUGUCAGGGGAGCGCCUGACCUCCGGCUUUGGCUACUCGCUGGCGGUGGCUGAUCUCAACAACGACGGUUGGGCAGACCUGGUAGUGGGUGCCCCCUACUUCUUUGAGCGCCAAGAAGAGCUGGGGGGUGCCGUGUAUGUGUACAUGAACCAGGGGGGUCACUGGGCUGAGGUCUCCCCGCUUCGGCUCUGUGGCUCCCCCGACUCCAUGUUUGGGAUCAGCCUGGCUGUCCUCGGGGACCUCAACCACGAUGGCUUCCCAGAUAUCGCAGUGGGCGCUCCCUUUGAUGGGGAUGGGAAAGUCUUUAUCUACCACGGGAGCAGCCUGGGGGUUGUCAUCAAACCUUCCCAGGUGCUGGAGGGCGAGGCCGUGAGCCUGAAGAGCUUCGGCUACUCCCUGUCGGGCGGCCUGGACGUGGAUGGGAACCAUUACCCUGACCUGCUGGUGGGCUCCCUGGCCGACACUGCUGUGCUCUUCAGGGCCAGGCCUGUCCUCCACGUCUCCCACGAGGUCAUCAUUGCUCCACGAGCCAUUGACCUAGAACAGCCCAACUGUGCUGGCGGCCACUUGGUCUGUGUGGACAUAAGAGUCUGUUUCAGCUACAUGGCAACCCCCAGCAGCUACAGCCCUAUUGUGGCCCUGAAUUAUGUGCUAGACGGGGACACAGACCGAAGGCUCCGGGGCCAGGUUCCCCGUGUGACCUUCCUGAGCCGUGGCCCAGAUGACCCUAAGCACCAGGCCUCGGGCACCGUGUGGCUGAAACACCAGCAUGACCGAGUCUGCGGAGACACCAUGUUUCAGUUACAGGAGAAUGUCAAAGACAAGCUUCGGGCCAUUGUGGUGACCCUGUCCUAUAGUCUGCAGACCCCUCGGCUUCGGCGACAGGUUCCUGGCCAGGGGCUGCCCCCAGUGGCCCCCAUCCUCAAUGCCCACCAGCCCAGCACCCACCGAGCAGAGGUCCACUUCCUGAAGCAAGGCUGUGGUGAAGAUAAGAUCUGUCAGAGCAAUCUGCAGCUGGUCCACGCCCGCUUCUGUGCCCGGGUCAGCGACACGGAGUUCAAGCCUCUGCCCAUGGAUGUGGAUGGGACAACAGCCCUGUUUGCACUGAGUGGGCAGCCAUUCAUCGGCCUGGAGCUGAAGGUCACCAAUUUUCCCUCGGACCCAGCACAGCCCCAGGCUGAUGGGGACGAUGCCCAUGAAGCCCAGCUGCUGGUCAGCCUCCCUGCCUCUCUGCACUACUCAGGAGUGCGGGCCCUGGAUCCUGCGGAGAAGCCCCUGUGCCUGUCCAAUGAGAAUGCCUCCCGUGUUGAGUGUGAGCUGGGGAACCCCAUGAAGAGAGAUGCCCAGAUCGCCUUCUACCUCAUCCUCAGCACCUCAGGAAUCACCAUUGAGACCACAGAGCUGGAGGUGGAGCUGCUAUUGUCCACGAUCAGCGAGCAGGAGCUGCACCCCGUCUCUGCCCGGGCCAAUGUCUUCAUUGAGCUGCCACUGUCCAUUACGGGGGUGGCCAUUCCCCAGCAGCUCUUCUUCUCCGGCGUGGUGCGGGGUGAAAGUGCCAUGCGGUCUGAGCGGGAUGUGGGCAGCAAGGUCAAGUAUGAGGUCACGGUCUCCAACCAGGGCCAGUCACUCAACACCCUUGGCUCUGCCUUCCUCAACAUCAUGUGGCCCCACGAGAUUGCCAACGGGAAGUGGCUGCUGUACCCCAUGCGGGUGGAGCUGGAGGGCGGGCAGGGCCCUGGGCAGAAGGGACUCUGUUCCCCCAGGCCCAACUUUCCCCACAUCCAGGAUGUGGACAGCAGGGACAGGAGGCGUCGAGAGCUGGAGCAGCCGGAGCAGCCGGAGCAGCAGGUGCCUCCUGAGCAGCAGGAGCCCAGCACAUCCUGGUGGCCAGUGUCCUCUGCUGAGAAGAAGAAAAACAUCACCCUGGACUGCGCCCGGGGCACCGCCAACUGCGUGUUGUUCAGUUGCCCACUCUACAGCUUCGACCGCGCGGCUGUGCUGCAUGUCUGGGGCCGCCUCUGGAACAGCACCUUCCUGGAGGAGUACUCAGCUGUGAAGUCCCUGGAAGUGAUUGUCCGAGCCAACAUCACCGUGAAGUCUUCCAUCAAGAACUUGGUGCUCAGAGAUGCCUCCACAGUGAUCCCAGUGAUGGUGUACUUGGACCCCGUGGCCGUGGUGGCAGAGGGAGUCCCCUGGUGGGUCAUCCUCCUGGCUGUCCUGGCGGGGCUGCUGGUGCUGGCGCUGCUGGUGCUGCUCCUGUGGAAGAUGGGAUUCUUCAAGCGGGCGCGGUACCCCGAGGCCACCGUGCCCCAGUACCACGCGGUAAAGAUCCCGCGAGAAGACCGACAGCAGUUCAAGGAGGAAAAGACGGGCACCAUUCUGAGGAACAACUGGGGUAGCCCCCGGCGGGAGAGCCCCGAUGCACACCCCAUCCUGGCUGCUGACGGGCACCCCGAGCUGGGCUCCGACGGGCACCCUGUGCCAGGCACUGCAUAGCCUCCUGGGUCCCAGCGUGGCCCGUGUGUCCCCUCCAUCCCUUCCCCAGAGAUGGCGCCUCAGGAUGAAGAGGGCAGAGUGGGCUGCUGGUGUCCCAGCAGGAUUUUCAGGAUCUGUUUCCUCAGAGGCAUAGACCUCUCCCCCCCAAACUUCCCCUUAGAACACUGUGAGAGGAGAGGGGAAAUCAGGAAUAGGGUUGCGGGGUAGGGUGAGAAGGGCGGCGAUGUCCUGAUGCAAGGUGGGGCUAAUCUCUCCCGCUCCCAUUCCCCUAGCAUAACAGGACCCCAAGGACCUGUCUCCCCAAAAGUGCCUUAGCCCAGAAGGUUGGGGAGGAGGUGGCGUUGCUGACUCAGGGGCUCUUCCCUCCCUCGUUUCCCCUCUCCUCUGACCUUAGUUUGCUGCAUCAAUCUAGUGGAUUUUGUUUAUUUAUUAAAAAAAUAUUUGG